Messenger RNA from Belonocnema kinseyi, 555 nucleotides. RefSeq lists its product as uncharacterized. Bases 1 to 555 code for a protein of 184 amino acids. Lineage: Eukaryota; Metazoa; Arthropoda; Insecta; Hymenoptera; Cynipidae. The transcript has 3 exons. Gene Ontology annotation, molecular function: nucleic acid binding. The record is from RefSeq and is a predicted model, not a curated record.
AUGCCUUCCGCUUCUGGCAAACUGACUUCAGAACAUUUCAAAACAUGGCUGAAGGAUGUGUAUUUUCCCAAUGUUGGGCUUUCAAGUGUCUUAUUAAUUGAUUCGUGGAGUGGGCAUUGCUCUGAUGCUGUAAAGGAAGCAGCACCUCCAAACAAAAUUGUUGAUGUAAAAAUAAUUCCAAAAGGAACAAUAGGCAAAAUUCAGCCACUAGAUGCUUUCGGCUUCCGAGUGUGGAAAAAUUACGUCCGACGCUUCGAGGAUAGUGUAACAUUAAUGAAUGAGGAUAUAGAACUUCAUAAAAGAAAUAACAUUAUAGGAACUCAGACGGAGGCAGCCCUUGUUUGCGGAAAGAGGGCGAGAGAGCCAACUCUGAGGACCCAAGAGAGAACAGCCCAAAAACCAUCGGCAAAGAAGCAGAGGACCCGAAACGUUGAAGUGGGGACAUCAGCAGAAAUAACAAAAGAGCAUAAGGUGGAAUCUCCUCCUAGGCAGAUAUGGAAGAAGGAGGCCCUGCGAGUCGCUCGAUCAGAAGCGGUGUUGGUGAAACUGACAUAG